This is a messenger RNA of Pseudoliparis swirei, 2314 nucleotides long. Its product is annotated as netrin-4. The record is from RefSeq and is a predicted model, not a curated record. Gene Ontology annotation, molecular function: protein binding. The coding region runs from base 1 to 1920 and encodes 639 amino acids. Gene Ontology annotation, biological process: basement membrane assembly; cell migration; substrate adhesion-dependent cell spreading. The transcript has 10 exons. Gene Ontology annotation, cellular component: laminin trimer. Lineage: Eukaryota; Metazoa; Chordata; Actinopteri; Perciformes; Liparidae.
AUGAGAGUGUCUAGUGUGCUCGGGAGACGGCGGCAUCAGAUGCUGCUGGCGCUCUGGUGGCUGCUGUUGGUUCGCGCGAGGAGCGGAGCAGCGCCACCUCUCCAUCCCCCUCAUGUGUCAGUCUCCAGAUGUGUGGACCACGCCUGCAGCCCCCCAAUCGGGAACUUGGCGAGCGGCCGGACCCUCCUCACCCACUCGAGCUGCUGUGGGAACGGCUCCCUCCACCGCAGGCCUUGCCCCCCACAUGUGGCCCCCCACCUCCUCUGCCCAGAGGACGCCCACCCGUCCGCUCACAUGACCGACGACCCUUUCUCGCAUCCGAAUACGUGGUGGGCGUCGGGUGCGGGCACCGCCGUGCCGGGGCGGCGGGACGAGAUCCGGUUGGACCUGGAGACGCGGUUCUGCCUGUCCCACGUGGUUUUGGUGUUCAGGUCCCCGCGGCCCGCCGCCAUGGCCGUCGAGCGUUCGGCUGACUUCGGAGCCACCUGGGACGCUCUCAAGCUGUUUGCGCGGAACUGCAGCGCGGCGUUCGGUUUGCCCGACGAUUCCGCUCGGCCGGGCUCGUCGUGCACAUCCCGCUACACCGGCGCCACGCCCUGCAGCGGGGGGGAGGUGAUAUUACGGACACUCGACCCCGGCGGCGUCGACAGACCGGACCCGUACGGCCCAGAGGCCCUCGCCCGCCUCACCGUCACCAACCUCCGCGUCAGACUGCUGGAGGCUCAGAGCUGUCCUCCCGCAUCCACCGGAGGAAGCCCUGCAGCUUCAGCACCGUACGCCAUUUACACUCUCCAGGCCAGAGGGACCUGCCUGUGCCACGGACACGCCGAGUCCUGCGUGCCACACGACGGCGGCCGAGACCCAAAGCCGGACACUAGCACGGUGCCCGGGAGGUGCCGGUGUGCUCAUCACACGGCGGGCGACCACUGUGAGAAGUGCGCCCCGCUCUACAACGACCGUCCCUGGAGGCCGGCCAACGGCAGCAGCGGGGAGGCCGCGCCGUGCCAGAAGUGCCAGUGUCACGGCCACGCCGACACCUGUCACUUCUCUCCGCGGGCGUGGCUUUCCUCCGGCGGCACCAGCGGCGGCGUUUGCGACGCCUGCAGACACAACACCGUGGGGCGCAGGUGCAGGCGCUGUCGCCACGGCUACCACCGCCAUCCAUCGCUGCCCCUCAACUCCCCUCACGCCUGCACACGCUGCCGGUGCGACCCACAGGGCUCUGUGCCGCCCCGUCCGGGGGAGGCGGGCCCGUGGUGCCACCCGAGGAGCGGGCGGUGCCGGUGCAGAUCGGGUGCAGGCGGCCCGAGCUGCGGCCGCUGCCGGCCCGGCCACUGGGGGCUCGGAGCGCACGGCUGCAGACCCUGCGCGUGCCCUCACAGCUGUGAUCCCACCACUGGACGGUGUCUGGACAGCUUCUCACACAACCAGGUGUUCCACGUGGCCGUCGGCGGGAGAAUCCCCGAUCUGGACCACGCGCUCACGGCAGAAGAGGAGGUGCCGUGGUCCAAGGAGCUCUCGGUCUCUGCUCUGCAUUACACAGGAAAGUGCAGCUGUAAAGAGAAAAGGCUGAAGAGUGCGUCCGACCUCUGUCGGGUCAAGCACGAUUACGUGAUCAAGGCCAGCGUGCUGUCGGCUCACGACAAAGGCAGCCACGCGGAGGUAAGGGUCAAAGUUCGCAAGGUCCUGCGAUCGGGCCGAGCGGCGCUCCACCCGGGCACCAUCAGCAUCUACCCGCUGUCCUGGACCAGCCGCGGCUGCACCUGUCCGAUUCUAAACCCAGGUACGGAGUACCUGCUUGCAGGCCCAGAGGAGGCCGGGACAGGCCGCCUGCUGGUCACCAUGCAGAGCGUGGUGGUCCCGUGGACCCCCCGACUCGGUCUACUUGUGUCAGAGGCUCUGAGGAACGGAUGUACGUGAAUAUAGAUCGGAGAGAAAAGAAAAAGAUGGACACGCUUCAGAAGAUUUCACGAGAAAUGUGGAGUCCGUGGACAAUUCAGAAAAAGGGACUAUGCGGUGUCGUGAGAAGGAAGUCACAACAUUGAAGAAAGCUAAAUCGAGAUGUGCGACAGAAAAUAAAGACGAAUGAAUUCCUGGAUUUGUUAAGAUCCGAGUCCAACAGACAGUUUUCAAUGUUUGAGUCGUACAGAAAAUAUGGGAUGAGCACAACCUUGAGUUAACUCUUUGAAUGUCUAGAUGGGUUGUAUUUAUAGAUCACAGAUGGUAAUUGUACAUGUUCAAACCCAAUUCAUCUUAAAUGAAACUAAACUAUAAAAUGACUAAUAUACAGGCAAUGUAACAAGAUCAGUUAAAG